Molecule: messenger RNA, 7804 nt
Organism: Pararge aegeria (speckled wood butterfly)
Lineage: Eukaryota; Metazoa; Arthropoda; Insecta; Lepidoptera; Nymphalidae
Exons: 22
Coding region: 175-7110 (2311 amino acids)
Source: RefSeq, a predicted model, not a curated record
AAUGACAAACUUAAAAUAUUUGAUAUUAUCAAUAUUUACAUUUUACCGUUAGUGAUAAGAUAUCUUUUACACAAUGUCUCAAAUGAAUGGCAGCGUAAAACUAGAAGCUCCAUAGUUUUCAUACGCCUAUAUGUUUAGAAAAAUAUUUAUUGAUAGCGGAUAAAGUUACUGGAGAUGUCAUUUAUAACUAAGAGGGAGCGCGUGUUCAAUGAAUAUGACCUGUUCGAUUUACCGGCGAGAAAUGAAGGGAAGCUGAAGACAUACGCCUCUUGCACUGAUGCGAGAGCUUGGUCCCACUUCUGUUCCGAUAAAUCCGAACACUUGGUGGAAAUCAUCAAGAGGAACAAUGAAACUGUACGAACCAAGUACAUACCAACUGAUGUGAUUGUCAACAUGCUGAUGUCAGUUAAAAAUGCCGAGAUCGGCCGAUUGAAACGUAAAAUUGAAGAGUUUGAACAGAUGAUAUCAGCUUACGAUCAGUUGGAUCUCACUUGUGAGCAAAAAUGUGAUAUUGCAACUGCGCACGCGGCUAUAAAAGCAGCGAAUAAAGAACUGGAUGAUAUGUGCUUGGAUUUGGAUCUGUCUGGAUACACUGAGGGUAUAGAUUCAGAAGCUUUUGAGACGGGUAAAUCCAGGGGCGAUGAGCCUAGCAGAUAUGGUAUUAUCGAGACAGGUAAAUCUGGUGGGGGAGAACAAACAAAAAUACAAGGCGAAGAGUGGUCGUUUGAUAAAGAAAAAGUGUCAACGCCACGUAAGGUAACGAAGAGUAGUCAAGCUGGGCCACCUUGUACAUGCGAUGCAAGCACAUCUGCUCACGACCCACAGGUGGAUGAAAUGCAGGAAACAAUAAUUUAUAAGGAUGCCAAACUGAGUGCAAUGCAAAAUACUAUCGCCGUAAUGGAACAUGAUGUUUGCGAGCCCUAUUGUAUUUAUGCUCAUAUUUAUACCGCAUUAGAAAAAAUAUUUGGAACGUUGUGCCAAAACGCGAAAUACAAACAAUAUUUGGAUUUAUUAACUGCUGGAAAGGAUACUAGAGGCAUUGAUAUAAAAGGAAAAAUUUUAUUCAAAAUGAAAGUAUUGGAAAAAUUUAGUCUAGCGCUGAUAGCGCCUUGCUCGCAAGAAUUCAGUCGCGCUUCACAAGAUUGUUCAUGUCUCCGCGCUGAAGUCGUUACUACGUUUGCGUUAACAUCAGCAGAAAGUCAAAUACCAACCCUAGAUAAUAAGAGAGCCCAGCUUGUUGCGGACAUUAUGGAAAACCGUGAAAUGCAGGAAAUCUUGAGUUCGGAAAGUUUAUGCCUUAAAAUUGAAGACGAUCAAUUUGAUGAAUGUUUUGGAAUUGAUAAUUGCAGUAUAGAAGUUGCAAAUCUUAAUCGCUUGAAAAAUUUGCAAGCUAAUUAUGAUGAACUACUAACCUGUUAUGACAAUUUAAAACAUGAAAAAGAUUGUCUUUACUUAAGAUGUCAAAAAAUUGCCGAUUUAGAGCAUGAGUGUGACUGUUUAAAAAAUAAUCUAAAGGAGUAUAACGAAUUAUGGAAGGAAAAAGAGUAUUAUCGAAAACGGUCGGAAGAUCUUGAUACUUUGAAAGAAAAUUACUAUAUAUUGUCAGAAGAAACCUCUAAUGUUGAAACAAAACUUAACGCGGAACAGGAAAUAAAUAAAAUUAAAUGUCAAACCAUUGACCAGUUAAGAAAUGAAAAUCUAAAACUAGAGAAAAAAAUAAGUGAUGUUUCUGUACUGUUUGAAAAACAAAAAAAUGGUUUCAUUUGUAAACUAAAAGAGUGCGAGUGCAAAAUGAUGUGUCAAGACCAACAAAUUAAAAGCUUGUCUGAUCAAAUUGAUACAUUACUUGAGGGCGAUAGAAACAAAGUACCGCCUAAUGAAGAAACGUUGCAGUCGGUACAAUUGAUUGAUGAAAUUGAAUCCCAAAAAGAUCAAAUUAAAAACCUUAAGGACGAUUUAUGCUGUAGCGAAGAAGAAAAACAGUAUUUGCAAGAGGAAUUUGAAAAAAAGCUUGAAGUUAUUAAUGAACUUAAAUUGGAUGUUGAAGAUUGGAAAAAUAGGUAUGAGGAAACUCUGAGGAGCUAUAAUUAUUUGCAAAUGCAAGUAGAUGAACUACAGGGUAAAAAUUCAUUAAUGAACCAAGAAUUGGAAAACAAAUCAAAUGCUAUUGAUAACUUAAAUAAUAUAAUAUGCAGUAAGUCUCAUGAAAUAGGUAAUUUGAUUGACGAAGUAGACCAUAAAAACGUUGAAAAUAUAAAUCUCAUUAAACAAAUAAAAAAUAAUCAAGAUAGUUUCGAUAAAAACAUAGCCUUACUUAAAAAUGAAAAAAAAAUUGCAAUGAGUUCUAUUAUCACAGCGAAAGAAGAAAGUAUUGAAUUCCUUAAGCAUUUCAAAGAUCAUGAUGAUAGGAAUAAAAUUAGACAAAGUAUAAACAAUAUAUCUGACAUACUCAAUACACAUGAAAAUAUUGAUGAUAAUAUAUUUAUAAAGGAAAUAGAGUUACUACGUGGAACUAAUCUUGAAAAUAUAAAUAUUUUAUAUGAUGAAAAUGAGCAAUUGAAAAAAACAUAUGAUUUAGCAAAAAAAGAAAGUCUAAUAUUAGAACAAAAAUUAAUAAAUCAGGAUAAUUUGCUAGCAACAUUAGAAAUGUUAAAACAAUCCCACGAAAAUAUUUUAAAUGAAAAAGAAACAAUUCAAGGUGAAUUAACAAAGAGCAUAAGUGAACUAGAAAAAUUACAAAAUGAUUUUCAAGUAUCAACAGUAAAAAGUCAAAGCUUAUUAGAUGAAUCUGAAGACAUAAAAGAAGAACAUGCUGCCUUAAAUAUACAAUAUCAAAAAGUGCUGCAUGAAAGAAACAUGUUACAAAAAUCGAUAUCAGAUAAAGAUUCAGAAAUAAAUAUUUUAAUUCAUUCUUUGCAAUCACUUAAAUUAGAAAAUGAACAGUAUCUUUUAAAAAUACAGGAAAUCCCAAAACUACAAGAAACCUCAUUUGAUUUAAAAAGUAAAUGUGAAAAAUUAUUAUCAGAGAAAAAUACGUUACAGUGUGAUUUAAAUAUUAAAACCAAAGAGAUUAAUACCUUAUACGACAACGUGGAGACCAAAAAAGAAGAAAUUCAACGAUUACAAAAUCAGAUAAAAACACAACAGUCAAGGGAACUGUCAGCCAGUGGCAGUAUAUCUAAUUUAAGAAAUGAAAAUUAUAAUAUACAAUUAAAUUUAGAUGCAGUAAGAAACGAAAGUGUUAAGUUACUUGAUAAAAUAAAAAAAUACGAAAAAUUAGAAAACCAACAUAAAGAAUUACAAGCUUUGCAUGAACAAAUACAGUUAGAAAAUGUCAACUUACAAAAAGAGGUAAUUGACUUGAAUAAAAUGCUACAAGAAAAUUAUUCAAAAAAAUUAGAAGAAGCUCUAGUUCGUUCUCGUGAAGAGAACAUAUCUAAAGCAUGCUCCUUAGAAGACUUUUAUACGGAUUUAAAAACAGAAGUAGAAAAGUUGAAGCAAGAGAAGCUCAAAAAUCAUAUAGAAAUGAAAAAUGUAUUGGAAAAAUUGGAUGAAUCGGAAUACAUAAUAACAAAUCUAAAUGAAGAGAUACUUGCACGUGAGAAAAAAAUAUCAACACUAGAAAAUCACAUUAAUGAAUUACAAGUGGAAAUAAUAGCUUUGCAAAAUGAUUUGAAGGAUGUCGUAGAAUCUGGAGAACAAUUGAAAGAACUUAGUUAUGAAAAACUAGAUCAAACUGUUAAAAAAAUAGAAGCACAUCAAUCUAGGGCUACUCAUAAUAUGAAAUUAGAAUUUACAAAGUUACAAAACGAAAAUGAAAAACUGGAAGAUCAACUUUCUACUACAAGAUUAAUUAGUGAGGAAUCGUUCAAAGAGACAAAUAUGAAUGUUUCACUGAUCAAACAACUUCAAAAUGAACGGGAAUUAAUUAUUUCUGACAUAAAACAAUUAGAAAUAAAUAGCAUAGGCGAUAGUAAUCUUUUGCCAAGUAAAAGUUCAGUUAAUGAAGUAAUAACAUCGUUACAUCGGAUCGGUAAAUAUAUUGAUAGCAAAAACACUUCAUUAGAACAAACUCUACUUAACAUACAGGCUUCAUAUCAGUUACUUAAAUCUAAAGCAGAAGAAGCUAAAAUUAUAGCCGAAAAUGAACAACAAAAAAUUAUAUAUGAAAAAGAACAGGCAAAGAAAGAGAGAGAAGGGAUUGAAAAACAUUUGAACCAUUUGAAAGCUAAAGCUAAAGAGGAGAAAGUCAAUUAUGAAAAAGUUAUAAAAGAUUUAGAAGGCGAAAUGCUAAAUCAAAAAUUAAUACUUGACAAAAUAAAUCAGUCAAAAGAAAGUAAUAUUUCUAAAUUAAUAGAAGAAAACCAACUGCUAAGAGUUCAAUGUGAAAACUAUGAGACUGACAUCAAGGAAUUAGAACAGAAAUUUCAAUAUGAAUCUGAACAAAAAUCCAAUAAUUUAGGUUUAAUAGAAAAGACUAAUAAAGCAUUAGAGAACAAAGAUAAAAUGAUUGUAACACUACAAAACCAGAUCGACGCAUUAAAAAAUAAACAAACUCAGCCAUCUUGCACUCAAACUGAAUUUGUUACCAUAGAUAAUAACUGUCAAACAGAUAAAUACGAACAUGAAGGUUCUGUUCAAAAGUCUUUUUUGAAUGCCAAUAGUAUGUGUGAAAAUGUUAAAAUCAUAAAUAAAAAUGUUGAUGCAUCUCCAAUUUCUGAAAUUUCAAAUGAGAAAAAGUUACUUAUAAGUCAAAAUAUUUCGGAUCCGAUGGGUCCAUCUAUUAAUGAAGUUCAAAUACUGACAGCAAAUAUUGAACCGAAGAUUGAUUUUGUAAAAAAUAUAUAUUUGAAAUAUAAAAUUAAAAGAUUAAGUCUAGGAAACCUAGAGCAACAUUCUAUCACGGGUCUGCAAGAAGCAACAUUAUCGAAUGGUAACGAUCAGGGCUUGAUUGCAAAUAAUGAAUUAUUUAGUGUAACUCAGGUUCCGGAAAGUUUUCACUCCCGAAAUUUCCCUUCUCAAAAUUUUCAUUCUCAAUUGAAGCUUAAUAAUGAUAGUACCAUUGAUAACAUAAAAAAAUUGAAUUCUACUAAAAUAGCUGUUGGUACAACCAAUGAUCAAUAUAUUAGUCCAACAUCCGACUUAGAGAAUUAUAAUCCAGACUUUGAAAACAUUAUUUCCAUAAGAGAUUUCAAAAAAGAAAAUAAUUCUUUUCAUGAUUCUUUCCCUGUAAGAGAAAAAGAUUUAUUCGUUAUUUAUAAAGACAGUAUGUAUGACGGACAAAAAAAAAUUAAAAAAGUAAGAGCUACAGGUGUUAAGGAAAGAGCAAGACAAGGUAAAGCUAAUCAAUUGAAUGUAGAAGAAACAAUAUACAUUAGUGCAAAUACGAGUGACAAUAUAGAAGAUGACAGUAUAAAACAAAAGCUUAGCAUCAAUUUGCCUAGAGUUAUAGAUGUUAGUCCAUCUUUUAUGACAAGCUCAGAUGAUGAUAAGAAAUCUUUGGAUUCAUUUGGUACGCCUCAAUUGGAUUCAGAGAAAACGUCCAUACAGCAAUAUUUUAUUAAUCAUUCUGAAAACGAUAUUCAAUCUGAUGGAGCAAAAGUUGAAGCACUGGUCAGUAAAAAAACAGUAUUUUCCAACGAAUCUAACCACAAUCUACCUCGUAUAGGUGCGAAAAUUCUUGUUUUAAAAAAUAGCAUAAAUGAUAGCUUGGACAAGCAGUCUGAAGAUUUUAAUGUGAAAAGUAACUAUGGGUUACAAUACAUAUUAAAUACGAUGCAAAAUGAAAUUAAUCCAAAUAAUAUGAAUAAAUUGAAUUUGAUUAAACCUCUACGUAAGAGUCACAGUGUUGAAACAUUUAUAAAUAUAAGCGAAUCAAGUAGAUCAAAACGACUUAGUCCAUUAAAAAUGUCAUCUUCUAAAUUUGGUACAACAUCAAAUUACAGUCCACAGUUUACAAACUCUGUAGAUCGCGCUACAUUAGUGAAAUUUGAUGACAUAGAAGAUUUUGAAAAUAAAAUUCAUAAACUAACUACGGCUUUGGAAAACAUUGAAAAACAGUACAAAAAGAAAAUUGAAUCCGUAAAAAUGCAAUACGACAGCAAUGUUCAAUGUAUAAUCAAUGAACAUAACCAUGGAGUGAAAAGCAUACAAAAUCUCCAUGAAGAAACCUUACAAGACAUUAAGAAAAUUCAUGAAAAUGAGGUAGAAAACUUGAGGUCUAUGAGUAUUGAAGCAAUGCGCAAAGCAGAAAAGCUUCAAGUAGAAAAUCGUUGCCUAAAAUCGAAGUUUAACUAUACACAAAUAAAUCUUAAUAAUUUGACCGCUGAACCAAGCCUAAUUCCUUCUUCUGAUUCGAAGAAAAGAAAAUGCAGAUGUCGCGUGAACAGUAGGACACUGACUAAAACCAAUGUUGAAGCUUUUAAUGUAAAACCAAAAAGAAAAGGUCAUGGGCCUUGCACUUGUUCUCUAGAUAUAAACAUAUCCGACACAAUACGAAGCAUUUUUGAACAGGUUGAUGUUGACCAGAGGAAGAUGGCUGAACAAGUCUAUCUAAAGUAUAUCGCUAAAAAGAUAUUAGAAAGCAAUGUUGAGAUAUUGGAUGCACGGGAACUAUCAUUUUUACAUCUAGAAGUGUGCCGAACUUGGAAAACAAAGCUGAACAGUGCAGAGGCUAAACAAAUUAAAAUUGACUCCUUGGAAACCGAACUAAUAAACAAACAGCGGCAGACGGAAAAACACAUGGCCGAGUGGGAUCGUAAGGUAGCUGAAGAAUGGCAACGACUACAAGAAGUAAGCGAAGCUGUUUGCUUUUCGCCGAAUGAAUCCCGCGAUAUCAGCCCCACCUCGCCGACAACACUUAUUAGCACUGCUGAAAAAGAUGUGUGCAGUACUUGUGUCGGCGGGAGACGCUCAGCGGGAGACCUUACUUCUGGACAGUGUGCCAUCACGUCAGCCUGGAAGCGGAAACGUGGAAAACUGGAGACCAAUAGAGCAGUUGUAGCAAAGUUGGAUGGUUGCGGAGGCCGCCGAGAAAAGGUACCAUUCAUUGAGGAGACCCCCACUCGUCUCAGACGGGCGCAUGACCGGCACAAGACUCAUAAGAAAUGACAAAACCAUCAUCAUUUGACGAGUUAAAAUAAAGACAAAACAAAACAAAACGUUCCUAAUUUGAAUGAGGAACUCUAAAAACCAUAAAAACUUUGUAUAUUGUAUUACCCGUUUAAUAUGCUGAGCGGAAAGGAGAUCCUUUGAAAUAUAUUAUGUGAUAAUCAACUAAGCACGUGGGCAGGUAUGUCGCCUGUUAUACGGGUCAAUAAAGCUAAAUUAAAAAUACGGUUUCAAAAUUCCUUAGUGGGAAGUUUUUGAACUUUUUGAAGUUUUGCAAAGAAAUCAAAUCUCUUUCCUCUCUCUCCCAACAAUCAUGCAUGGUACCUGUCUAGGUAUACCAACAACACUUGUUUUUGGAACAUCAAUCAAAAAAGGAACAUAUUUUUGAACAAUGCUUUUCCCUUAAAACACUAAGUACUAAAAGUUAAAUAAACAAUAAACACUAAAACUGUUCAUUUUAAGAAAACAUUUCAUUAUACAACUGCACAUUGUUAUGUUACCGUAUAUUUUGUGAACGAUACUAAAAUAUGUUAUCUUGUAAUCAUACGCUGAAAAUGACUUUACGCUCAGGAUUUGAAACGGAUGAAAAACUUCAUAUUGACAUAAUGUUCUUUGUUCAAAUUUUGUUAACAAAAUAUUAUACACACUGUUUUUGGUGUGCUGUUACUAAGCGUCUAUUUUUGUAUUGUCUUUA